AUGAUUAACAACGAAAUAUCCUCAAACCCAACCACCGAUUCGAAAACAAUGGAAGCGCCAGAGCAACCAGUUAUUCCUCGACAAGUGCCACGACCACUUACGACUGACGAAUCAAUACGCAGUCAUGUACGAAUGUUAAUGGAAGGUGAUCGACUUGGAACGGACGAGUUAUUUGACGCACUGAACAAAUUCUUCGAUGAGCAAAAUUAUUCACCAUCACAGCGAAUUACUUGCGCACAGAUGUUUUUAAACGACGAAGGAAAAGCCUGCGAACAUAAAAGAUAUAGAUAUCAUCGAACAAAAAUGUCAACAGAUCAAUAUACAUUAGUGUGGAUCGAUUUGGAGAUGGACGGAUUGGAUUUGAACAAGAAUUUCAUUCUCGAAAUUGCUUGUAUUCUUACAGAUUUUAAUUUAACAACGAUUUAUGAAGGUCCUGAUCUAGUAAUUCAUCAUCCGAAAGCACUCAUGGAUGCCAUGGGUCCUUGGUGUAUGGAACAUCAUACAAAGUCAGGAUUGGUUGAACAAGUCUUGAACAGUAGAUUGUCUAUGAGCGAUGCUGAAACAAAGAUAAUCAAUUUUAUUGAGAAAACAAUUUCAUCGUCAACAGCAAACAACAAACGGUUGAUUCUCGCUGGUAAUUCUGUUUAUGUUGAUCGAUAUUUCUUAGAGAAAGACAUGCCACGUUUAAAUGCAAUGCUUGAUCGAUCCAUUCUUGAUUGUAGCACAUUAAAAGAACUAAUUCGUCGGUUCAAUUAUCGGAUUUAUUCUCAAGCACCAGUCAAAGGUGGAAAUCUUCAUCGUGCGCUCGAUGACAUAAGAAAUAGUAUUGACGAAUUUCGAUAUUAUCAAACAUUCGCAUUCGAAGAAAAACAAUCCACAGAAAACAAACGUAUCACAUCAUCAAAGCCAGAUAUUUCCCAAUAUCUAGUAUGGAUUGAUAUUGCUGAUAGUUCAGUGCAUGGUAUUCUAACUGAUGAAAAUCUGGAUGUCAUUGACGAAAUCAACGGUGCAAAGACAAGUGAUGAUUUAGUGAAGUUUUUCCAUCAAAAUCGAAUCUACUCGGAAAGAAAGGUUGCUGUUGCUGGAAAGCAUUUGGGUCCGAUCCGUGCACAACUGAAGAUUCUCGCUCCGGAAUUCAAUGAGUUUUGUCAUUAUCGUUCGAUUGACAUUGAUGUCGUGUCUGUUAUCUGUGAACAAUGGUUUCCUGAUGUUUAUAAGCAACGGCCUACUCAUGACGAAAAAGAAAACAAUCUGAAGAAUUCCAUCGAACUUCUUCGGUUUUACCGCUCAAGAAUAUUCAAAUAA
Molecule: messenger RNA, 1305 nt
Organism: Adineta ricciae
Lineage: Eukaryota; Metazoa; Rotifera; Eurotatoria; Adinetida; Adinetidae
Source: the annotation of a GenBank genome assembly